UUUUCUGAAAUACAAACAUAUAAUAUAUUACAUAAAUUCUAGUUCUUUUACAUCUAGAAUUUUUAGUUAGAUUGUGUAACAGAAGCUAAUCGAAUUCAUCAAUUAAAUUGCAUGUCCUUGGACUUUUGAAAUUUGGGGUUCUUCUACUUGUUUUGUUCUUGGUAUUCUUCUUACCAAUCACACUGUCUUUGUAUUACUUUGCGCCCAAAAUGAGCGGGGAGGAACCAAAAUCUGAAGAGAACGAUACUAUUGUUGGUGGUAAGUUUAAAUUACUGAAUAAAAUUGGUGAAGGCUCAUUUGGCGAUAUAUAUUUUGGUAAGAGCGUCUCAGGAAAUAAGCAUGUUGCUAUUAAAAUCGAAAAAAAGACCAAAUAUGCUACACAAUUACUAAAUGAAAAGUCUAUAUAUAAUUAUUUGGCUGGUGGCUUUGGUAUUGCAAAUGUACAUUAUUUCGGUUGCUAUAAUAAGUGUUAUGUUCUUGUGAUAGACCGAUUGGGUCCAAAUCUGGAGGAAUUAUUUGUAGCUUGCCACUGUCGCUUUUCGAUGAAGACGGUAAUACAAAUAUUUGAACAAUUAUUAGAGCGUCUAGAAUAUAUGCAUUCAAAGGGUAUCAUACAUCGCGAUGUUAAACCACACAACUUUUUAAUUGGUCAUACUGACGGUACUAGAUCAACAAUUUUUAUUAGCGAUUUUGGUUUAUCCAAGUUUUAUUGUGAUCCCAAAUCGAAGAAACAUAUUAAGUUCAGAGAAGACAAGAAACUAGUUGGUACUGUACGAUAUGCGUCCAUUAAUUCACAUUUAGGCUAUGAACAAUCUAGGCGCGAUGAUCUCGAGGCAGUUGGGUACACUGCAAUAUAUUUUGCUAAGGGCAUACUGCCUUGGCAAGGUUUGAAGGCAAAUUCCAAAAAGCAAAAGUACGAAAAAAUUGCUGAAAAGAAAUUAUCGAUUAGUGUUGAGCAAUUAUGCAAAGAAUUACCUGACGAGUUUGUUAUAUACUUGAAUUAUAUCCGCAAUUUGCUUUAUGACGAGGAUCCUGACUAUGAUUAUCUACUUAGCUUAUUUAAAAAUUUGCAUAAAAUUUUGAACUACAAGCGUGAUAAUCACUACGACUGGUUGGAUGAUAAGGGUAAAUUGCGUCUAAAGAGUGAAAAGGAGAAAAAAGAAAAGGCCAAAAAAGAAAAGCAAGCUGCUAAGGUCAAAAAAACUAAAAAGGUACAAGAUAUAAAACAAACAGUUACUCAAAAUUAAGUUCGAUACACCAAUACAACAGUUUCAAUAUAUUGUUCUAAUAUUUUCUAUAUUAUAU
Messenger RNA from Teleopsis dalmanni, 1305 nucleotides. Its product is annotated as casein kinase I-like. Lineage: Eukaryota; Metazoa; Arthropoda; Insecta; Diptera; Diopsidae. Gene Ontology annotation, biological process: signal transduction; peptidyl-serine phosphorylation. Gene Ontology annotation, cellular component: cytoplasm; nucleus. The coding region runs from base 210 to 1247 and encodes 345 amino acids. Gene Ontology annotation, molecular function: ATP binding; protein serine/threonine kinase activity. The record is from RefSeq and is a predicted model, not a curated record. The transcript is spliced from 2 exons.